AUGCACCACCACAUCAUCCUCCUCCUAACCCUAACAACCCUCUCCCUCUCCCUCCCACACUCUCUCCCCACCCACCACACCCAAACCUCAAAACUCACCUUCCGCCGCUCCUCAAUCCACUUCCCAUCCUCCUUCCGCUCCCUACUACCCUCCUCCUCUCACCCCCAAAAGCAAAAGAAAGACGAACAAGCCGGCACAACAGCCACGACGCUAACGAAACCCUUCUCCUUCACGAUCUGGAAUAUCUUGCAUCACCCCGAGAGCACGGUCGACGGCACCAGUGUAGGGGAGCCAGGGGAGGGACAACCGACGCUCGCUGAGUUGAGCAUUUUUGUGGGUGGGGAUGUACAUGGGGAGAAGAUGGUGAAGACGAAAAAGAGGGGGAUCUGGGGAUUUUUGAAAGGCAGGGAGGAGGUGGUGGAGAGGAAGAAGAUAACAGGGAAGGGGAUGUUUAAGAGGAAAUUAAAGGGAGAGGGAGAUGAUACUAAGUACCGGGAGAAGAAUCCACAUUCGGAUGGCCAUAAACAUGGACAUAAAGUUUCGGAUACACAAGCAGUCGCUGCUCCGACGGCGCCGUUGAGGGUUAGUAUGGAGCAUUUUACGUCGUUUUUUUGGAACGGCGAGGGAGGGGGAGGGGGGAAUUGAGAAUCAGUUUCAGAAGUGGUUUGGGUGGGGAAGAAAGUGUGAAGUGGGGAGAGAUUUGGGGUGGAGAUGAG
Mollisia scopiformis is the source of this 716-nucleotide messenger RNA. RefSeq lists its product as uncharacterized. The record is from RefSeq and is a predicted model, not a curated record. The coding region runs from base 1 to 645 and encodes 214 amino acids. NCBI's taxonomy places the organism in Eukaryota, Fungi, Ascomycota, Leotiomycetes, Helotiales, Mollisiaceae. The transcript is spliced from 2 exons.